UGUACGCUCACUUACUUACUUAGUUGCAAUAGUGGGGCUCAGAAUCGCGGCAGCAUUGACAGCAGAACAAGUGACAAGCGGCACGCUCGAUUGUUUUGAUUAAGACCCCGCAAACCUACUACUUACUUAAGUUACACUUACUUACACUUCGCGCUUCUUUGUCGACAAGUUUUUUUUGUGUUGAAAAAAAUGUUUUGCCGUGUGUGAAAUUUGGAACUUUAGAACUUAAAAAAUAAUAUUUAAAAAUUAACUGUUUUUGUUACCUCAAAGGCUGUGAUAUUGUGGUUGUUUACUAAUUGUACCUUAAAAUGGGAUUUACACAACAAGUACAAAAAUUCUGGGAGUUUGGUGCAGGGCAUACGGCUUUGGCAGCAUUUUGUGCACAUUCAGUCUCAAUAUCAAUAGGAAUUACACAAGGUUAUAGUGCUAUUCUUUUACCUCAGUUAGAAGAGGAUCCAGAUUUUAUGAUUAUUAAGGAUUCCGAGGAAGAGUCAUGGAUAGCCUCUCUGGGUGCAGUCACGAAUCCGAUUGGUUCAGUUAUAUCGGGUGUUUUGGCCGAAUACUUUGGUAGAAGAAGAUCCAUCCAAAUAAGUAUUAUACCGUUCCUAUUAGGAUGGUUGUGUCUUGGAUUUGCUACCGACAUAAGCUGGCUUUAUGCAGGAAGACUUAUCACAGGAAUAGCUGGAGGAAUGUCCACAGCCUGCUACACAUACGUAAGUGAGAUAUCGACACCGAAAAACAGAGGAAUAUUUCAAGCACUUGGUCCUAUAUGCGCCUCAUUUGGAAUCCUGUUUGCCUAUGUGUUAGGUUACUUAGUUCACUGGAAGUUGGUGUCCUUCAUCAGCAUAGUCUUUGGACUUUUCUCGCUGAUAAGCAUCCAGUUCCUUCCGGAAAGCCCUGGAUACCUGAUGAGAAAAAACAAAAGCACUGAGAGUUUCAACGUGUUCCUUUGGUUGAGAAGAAACAACGCUGAGGCGCAAGCCGAGGUCGAUAAAUACCAACUAAAAAACAACGAUGUUUUGAACACCAAGGUAAACCUCAAGGACAUCUAUUUGGGCCCUCAAACUGUCAAGCCAUUCUUCAUCCUGAUAACGCUCUUCUUCCUACAAGAACUCUCAGGAAUUUACACCAUACUUUUUUAUGCUGUCAGUUUCUUCGACGAGGCCAACUUGGAGAUGGAUAAAUACAUCGCUUUAAUCAUAGUGGGCGUUAUUAGAUUCACGGUUUCCAUAUUAGCUGCCGUUUUGAUAAACAAAUAUGGAAGGAAGAUUUUGUGUAUAUUUUCCAACGUCGGUUUUUGCCGCUACUAUGCUGUUAGUCGCAGGUUACAUGAAGUACUACGAAGUAAACCAAGGGGAAGAAAAAGUCUUCUCCAUUCUACCUCUAGUUGGUGUCAUAUUCAACGUGUUCUUCAGCAUGAUUGGUAUGCUUCCCAUUCCCUGGAUUUUGGUGGGGGAAAUGUUUCCCCUGGAAGUAAGACCGAUUAUGUCGGGAAUUGUUAUCUGCAUAGCCCAAAUUUACAUCUUCAUUUUCGUGAAAAUCUACUCGAACAUGAACCAAGUUUUAAACUUCAGUGGUACUUUGUUCCUCUUCGCUGGGGCCUCAGUGGUUGCCUUAGUUUUCUGAAAGUUCAUCCUUGUCGAAACCAAAAACAAAUCGUUAAGUGAGAUCGAAAAGUUUUUCAAAAAAGACACGGAUAGUGGAAACCUAAAAUGAUUCGAUAACCAAGCUUUCGUUAUCAGUCCUGAAUUUGACUCAAAAACGAACGACGGUAUAUUCAGGGUGGAGAUAAAUAGUUAGUUGCAUUUUGAAAAUUAGAUAGACAUAUUUUUUAAUGUGAUCAAAUUGUAUAUAUAUUUUUAUAUAAAACACCUAUUAGAUUGUAAGUAAAUAAAGUAGAUUUUAGUGUAUUUAUUUAGAUGUUAGGUUGUGAUUGUGAUGUAGUGUUAACUGAAAACUGUAAAUUUUAUAAAAUGAUAUUUAUUUUUAUAAAAAAU
Brassicogethes aeneus is the source of this 1997-nucleotide messenger RNA. NCBI's taxonomy places the organism in Eukaryota, Metazoa, Arthropoda, Insecta, Coleoptera, Nitidulidae. The record is from the annotation of a GenBank genome assembly.